AUGCAUUUACACAUAGCUACCAAAUCUACACCGUCCGCAGAAGAUACCGCUGCUGCCGUUGCUUUGGCUACAGAAGCGACUACUGCCAAAAUAUCCGAACUUGCCGUCCAACUCCAACAACAAAAGGACGAGUAUGAAGGACGACUUGCUACCUCUGAUGAUGAGCACAAACGAUUGCAUGAGAACAUAGAAUACCUGCGAAACGAAAAUGAGACAUUGCAAAAGGAGCUGGUGGAGAAAGAUGAGAGCUUGGAGAAAUUUUCGCUAUCAGCGUGUGGCAUACAAAAUCUGCGACAUGAAUUGGAUCUGCUUAAGGAAGAAGCCGAGAAGGAGCGCCAACAAUUGCAGGCCGAUUUUGCGCUUAAACUGGGGGAAACGGAUUUGUUGUUAGACACGCUACGCGCCGAAAUAACAGCGCAGAAAAAUUCGCUUACAACGCUAGAAAGCGAGCGAUCCAAUGUUGAAGAUGAAUGCGAAAUCCUCCGUACCGAGUGCAAAAAUCGUGAUACACAGCUGCAGGAUAUUAACGAACAAUUGGCAAAAUUGAAGGCGGAGUACAGCAUGCAGAAGGCAGAGAAUGCGACAUUGGAGGAACUGUUGAAGACGCAACAGGCGGGCUUUUUGCAGGCGAAGACGCAGUUGGAAGAAAAUCUAUUAGAAAUGGAGAAAUUAAAUGGGAAUAUAGUUAGCUUGCAGGAGGUGAAGGAACUGUCAGAAACGCAGCUGAAAACGGCCAAUGAAGAAGUAAAACGCUUGACUGAGCUGAAGAAGAGUUUCGAGGAGAAGUUGCAGGCUGCGACUAGCGCCGAUCAAGAAAAGCUAGUGGGCAUAACGCAGCUGGGUAUGGUUAUGGAAGAAUUGAAAAAACAGAUUAGUGAAAUUACAGUGGAAAAUGAAAAGCUAAAGGCCGAACUGAAGAAGCAACAGGAAGCCAACACUGUCGCCAAUUCUUCAGAAGCAGAGCUGCGAAAACUGUUGGAAGAAAAGGAAAGAAUGUAUAGAGAGCAACUUAAGGAGUUAGGAAAGACAAGUACGAAUCUGGAAGAGCAACUGAAAGGCGAGCAACAAAAAUCGCAGGCAAGCUUAACAGAAAAGCAGAAGGAGGUGGAGGCUCUCAUCAUUGAAAUCACCCAACUGCAACAACGCGUAAAGAGUUUGGAAAGCGAUUCAUCGGCAAGUGUACAACAAUUAAGCUCCAGAAUCAUCGAACUCGAAUCGCAAACAAGACGGCUCGAGGACGAUGUCAAAUCUAAGGAAGCUGCGUUGAAAGAAAAAACAGAGGCACAUGCGCAGCAGGAGCGUCUACUUGCUGAGAAAAUCGAAAGUUUGAAUUCGACCUCAACUGCGUUAGGCACUACAAAUAAUCUGGCGAGCAAACUGAGGCAGGAACUUGAGGCAGCUUUAACCAAUUGCGCUGAGUUUGAGGCCAACAGCAAGACACAAGGUGAGCUCUGCGCUAGCCAAAAACUUGAAAUCAGCGAUAUGACACGCAAAUUAGAUAGUCUAAGCACAAAAAGUGAUAUGCUGCAGACACAUAACGAAGCGCUGGAGAACGACGUACGAGCCGCGCGCUCGAACUGCACCGAGCUUCAGUCCGACCUGCGAAGACUUAAUGAAGAACUUGCCACACGUCAAAAGCAUUUACUCGAAUCACAAACGAACAGGAACGAUGAACGAUUGAAAUUAGAAAUCCAGCUAGAAGAGAUCAACCAGAAAUUAUUGACGACAACGAAACAACUGGGAGAAUCCCACGUAAUUUUGGAACGAACCCGCAACGAACUAUCAAAAAAGAACGAACAAUUGGCUAUUUUCGAGGAGAAGGCGAUCAAGCUAGAGCUGGCACUCAGUGACGGUCAACGGCAAUUCGAGAAUUUGCAAGGUAAAUAUGAAUCGCUGGCCACACAAAAUAAGGCACUGGAGGAAGACUUGAACACGCUGCGUACAACGUCCACUGACUCGAAUAGUGAGCUGUUGAAAAUAACACAGCAAGCGGCAGCAAAACAGAAAGCUUACGAUGAACUUUUAGAUAAAACAAACACGGAGCGCGGCGUUCUCCAGGGGCAGCUUCAGGCGAGUCAACAGCGCAUCGAUGCCUUGUGCAGCCAAGUAGAAACGCUUACACAGGAGAUGAAAAUCGCGACAGCGGAUAGCUUUAAGCGAAAUGAAUUACUCAAGCUGGAGCAAGAAAAGUGCGGCAAACAGGAACUCGAACUGGGCGUAUUAUCACGCAAGCUUGAGGCGCUCUUUUCAAAAUACACUGGGUUAGAAGCCGAAAAUAAGAAACUUCAGCAGGAUUUGGAUUUCUCGCAGGACGGCUCGACCACCCUAAAUGAAGUUGUAACAAAACUGAACAAUGAGCUUACUAAGAAUAAGAAAUUGCUGCAGGACCUUACAGAUAAGUCAGCCGCAGAAUGCCUCCAAUACGAAAAUCAGGCGCAAGAAUUAGAACAGCGUCUUCAAACAAGUAUUCAGGAUGCGGAUGGGCUGCGCAGUCAGCUGCAAGUGACAGUGGAAUCAAAAACUGCACAGGCUAAAGUGUUUGAAGCGCUACAAUCAAAACUUCAGACUCAGUCAGCACAGCAGUUGAGAGAUUUAGAAGAGAAGGAAGCUGGAGAGCGGAAUAAGAUUAUCGAAAAUUUCGAAGCGCAGCUCAAAAGUGCAGAACAGACGAAGAGCAGAUUGGAUGAGGCGAUUUCCAGUUUGCAGCAUCAAAUAAAACUCUUGCAAGAUGAGUUGCUGAAAUCCCAACUGGACUUCAAAUCAAAAGAGGAGGAGCUCAGCAAGCAAAUAACUAGCUUGGCUAGUGAGAGUGAGAAGCAGCGGGAGUUCUUGCAGCAAGCACAAAUGGAGGGUUCGAGUACACUCAGUAGCGUGCAGCUGAAAAAUGCAGAAUUACAAAUGAGUAUUGACAGCUUGCACGCUGAGAUGGUCACGAAGGAAGAUCAACUGACGAUAAGUCGUAACGAAACCGAGCAGUUGAAAUUGGCACAGUCCAAUGCACUUGAGGAUACCAAAAAGCUGCAAGAGCANAAUAAAUCCUACACACAGCCUAAAGCAUUUGAGCUGAUCGCGAAACGGAAGCCAGCACCACGUGUAUUUUGUGAUAUAUGUGAUGAAUUCGACAAACACGAAACCGAAGACUGUCCCCUUCAAGCAUCCGAUGAUCGCGACUACUCACCUCCUCCGCUGAACGAUCCAGCGAAGAAAAAGGAUCGCAAAUUGCCAGAACCGCGAAAAUACUGUGAAACAUGCGAAGUUUUUGGCCACGAAACCGGAGAGUGCGAUGAUGAUGAGUGGUAACUGGGUCUAUGAAUAUCCAUAUCGACUAUACGCUUUCAACCUCAUGAUAUUGAAUUUUUCGAUCCUUUGCGAUAUUAUAACAAUUUUUAUUAACAUUUGUUACCGUAUAACUUAGAACCACGGGAACCGUUUUCAAUAAUUAUUAUUUUUUAUCAAGGGUGGUUUGGUUUAGUUCCGUUCAUUAGGUCAUGAAGAAAUUAACGGUACUCCUAAAUUUUGAUAUGAGCAAUGAAGUCGGUUGUGUUUUUUCUUAAAAAAAUACUUGUUAAUACAUAAUCUCCAUUACAACAGAUUCUGCGUUUGUGAUAAUCAAGGAAGAAAUGAAAAUAUAUUGUUAUAAAUCCUACUUGGCCACACAGUUUGCUACAUAUGUACAUAUAUUGCUAUGCUUUCAUUCGAGAUAUGUACGUACACGUAUACGAAAAUGCAUCAGUGUUAUUUACUUUAUACUAUUGUAUUAAAAUAAACUAUUAAAUAUCGUUUACAAAGAA
Molecule: messenger RNA, 3791 nt
Organism: Rhagoletis zephyria (snowberry fruit fly)
Lineage: Eukaryota; Metazoa; Arthropoda; Insecta; Diptera; Tephritidae
Product: restin homolog
Source: RefSeq, a predicted model, not a curated record